Molecule: messenger RNA, 538 nt
Organism: Zea mays
Lineage: Eukaryota; Viridiplantae; Streptophyta; Magnoliopsida; Poales; Poaceae
Exons: 1
Coding region: 44-475 (143 amino acids)
Source: RefSeq, a predicted model, not a curated record
ACAACGUCAUUUAAUUAACUAACUAACCAGACUAAUCGUGGCAAUGGCAUAUGCGCAGGCUGCGGCAGCAUCAGCGCGCGGGGGCGCCAGAGGAUGGCGCCGCGCCACCGCCCAUCAGUCCCGACUGGCGUCGUUCCGCGCGCAGCUCUACUUCAAGGAGCAGCACGGUGACCCGCCCGUGGCGUCGUCGACGCAGCUGCCGGCGGUGCAGACCGGCAGCGACAGGUGGGCGCACCCUCUAAUGAAGCCCGAGAAGGGGUGCCUCUUGAUCGCCACGGAGAAGCUGGACGGCUCGCACAUCUUCGAGCGCACGGUGAUCUUGCUGCUGUCGUCGCUGGGCCCCGACGGCGUGAUCCUGAACCGCCCCUCGCUCAUGUCGAUCAAGGAGGCGUCAGGGUCCAUCUGCGCGGACGACGCCGACAUCGCGUGCGCCUUCGCGGGCCGGCCGCUCUUCUUCGGUGGGAAGGCAGACUGAUCGUGGCUGGCUGUGUCUACGGUGUGGCGGCGAUGGCGGGAGGCAGAGCGACGACGGCUGUGG